Tripterygium wilfordii is the source of this 2274-nucleotide messenger RNA. Its product is annotated as heat shock factor protein HSF8-like. Gene Ontology annotation, molecular function: RNA polymerase II cis-regulatory region sequence-specific DNA binding; DNA-binding transcription factor activity. The transcript is spliced from 3 exons. Gene Ontology annotation, biological process: regulation of transcription by RNA polymerase II. NCBI's taxonomy places the organism in Eukaryota, Viridiplantae, Streptophyta, Magnoliopsida, Celastrales, Celastraceae. The coding region runs from base 250 to 1830 and encodes 526 amino acids. Gene Ontology annotation, cellular component: nucleus. The record is from RefSeq and is a predicted model, not a curated record.
GUCGCCACGCCAUAACUGUCCUUGUCAUUUCUUUGUGACCGUAUAACCGCUUCUCUUUUCUCUCCUUCAAAUCUAUUCAAACUCGCAUCCUCUCUCCAAAAUCGCACGCUCUAUCUGCAAUCUAGGAUUUAUGUCCACAGUCCACACUAAUGGCGCACGUUAGACUCCUUCCCCCAAAACCCUAAGAUUUCUCCCGGUUUAAAUUGCGUGCGAAUACACGUAUACAUAUACGUCUAGAUAUUUGCUUGGAUGGACGGAGGGAAUAAGAAUGGUGGCGGAGGCGGUGAUGCGUCGACGAGCGGUGGUGGGGGGUCUCAAGGGGUGCCUGCGACGCCGACGCCGAUUGGGAGCACCUACGCGCCACCGCCUUUUCUGAGCAAGACUUACGACAUGGUAGAUGAUCCGGCGACAGACUCGAUUGUGUCGUGGAGCCCUACUAAUAACAGCUUCGUGGUGUUGAACCCGCCCGAGUUCGCCCGGGACCUCCUUCCCAAGUAUUUCAAGCACAACAACUUUUCCAGCUUUGUCCGCCAGCUGAACACCUACGGGUUUCGAAAGGUUGACCCCGACCGCUGGGAAUUUGCAAAUGAGGGCUUUCUGAGGGGUCAAAAGCAUCUGCUUAGGAGUAUAAGUCGGCGAAAACCUGCACAUGGACAUGGCAAUCAACAGCAACCGCCAUCACAUGGACAGAAUUCUUCUGUUGGUGCCUGUGUCGAGGUUGGGAAAUUCGGGCUUGAGGAAGAGGUAGAGAGGCUUAAAAGGGACAAGAAUGUGCUUAUGCAGGAGCUUGUUCGAUUGAGGCAGCAGCAGCAGGCUACCGAUGGCCAGCUGCAAACCAUGGUUCAACGUCUUCAGGGAAUGGAGCAGAGACAACAACAGAUGAUGUCAUUCCUGGCAAAGGCAGUGCAGAGUCCUGGCUUCUUGGCGCAAUUUGUACAGCAGCAAAGUGAAAGUAAUAGGCGUAUAACUGAAGGCAACAAAAAACGAAGGCUCAAGCAGGAUGGCCUUGCUGAGAGUGAGCACUCUGCUCCUGAUGGACAAAUUGUUAAGUAUCAACCUUCAAUGAGUGAGGCGGCAAAAGCAAUGCUCAGGCAGCUCAUGGAAGUUGAUUCUUCUUCCAGGCUGGAAUCGUACAACAACAAUAUCGAUGAUUUUAUGAUUGGGGACAGUUCUUCGUCAUCCAGUGGUGUAGACAGUGGGAGCUCUUCAAGUCAUGUAUCAGGAGUGACUCUGCAAGAGGUGCCUCCAACCUCGGGGCAGGCAUUUAUACCAUCUACUACUGGGAUCUCGGGCCAGGGCCGUUCAGCUGCCAUAUCUGAAAUACAGUCUUCUCCACAAGCUGCGACUGCUGAGAAGGUUACAACAUCUUGGUUCCCAGAUGGGAGUAUGCUGGUUGGAACACAAGGGGCACCUUCCUCCAUUCCUGGGGCAGAUGUAAUCAUGCCUGAGCUCUCUCAAAUACCAGAAAUGGUACCAGAGAGUAUGGUAGAUAUUUCUGGGAAAGGUUACAUGGGACCUGGGACUGAAAAUUCUGGAUUUUUUGAGCCCUCUUCACUUGGAGAGAAUGGUUCAGUCCUAAUUGAAAUUGAUGACAUUAGUCCUGAUCCAGAUAUUGAUGCCUUACUGGACAGUUCUGGCUUCUGGGAUGAUAUUUUUAAUAGCCCUGUGCCUGAGGACAUUGAACCAAUCUCAUUUGAUGGUAAAACCAAUGGAAAUAAUGUGCAGCCAAUGGAGAAUGGGUGGGAAAAAUCUCAGCAUAUGGAUCAGCUUACGGAACAAAUGGGGCUGCUCACUUCAGACACCAAAAAGAUUAGGGAUUGGAUUGGCUAGGUGGGUUCGUUUUGUCUUUCAGUUGGGCUACAACUACAAUCCUGAAAAGAUACACACUUGAUGGUGACCGGCUCUGAAUCUUUAUGAAUUAUACCAUAUUGUAUGAACCAUACUUGGGACAGCUCCGAAACUGAUGAUAGCAUAUCUGAACCCUGAAGACAUGGAGGAAUUGUUGCUGUUUGCAAUGCUGCUCACAAAGUUAAACGGUCCCCUUUCAAGUAAGUGAUAUAGGUGGAGGAAAAGUACUUAUAACCUGGUAUUGGGAGGUUUAUGAGUUUUUCUUUAUGUACAAGGAGUAGCCUGUUACCCGCUAGAUUGUCGCAUGAAUGGUUAAAAUUAUUACUCAUCUGAUAUCAAGCCUUACCAAACUCACCCAUAAUAAGAACAGUGUAGAAUGUAAAUUGUAAUUUUGUGAAUGUGAAAGAUAUGACCAAAUUUUCAGUU